This is a messenger RNA of Cryptococcus amylolentus CBS 6039, 2617 nucleotides long. RefSeq lists its product as hypothetical. NCBI's taxonomy places the organism in Eukaryota, Fungi, Basidiomycota, Tremellomycetes, Tremellales, Cryptococcaceae. The record is from RefSeq and is a predicted model, not a curated record. Bases 1060 to 2382 code for a protein of 440 amino acids. The transcript is spliced from 9 exons.
CACACGUCCAAACAAGCCUCAAUACUCCUUUUUUCCGCUCCUGCUGAUUGACCUCACCUUCUCGUCACUUUUCGCCCUGGCCAAACGCCGGUCUUCAUAUCAAGGCAAGCUGGAUCUGGCACUCCGAUGGGAUGCACCGGUAUCCCGAGUACUGAUUGACAUGAUGGCCGGUCGGUCUACAGCUCAACUUCUUGAUCGUUCCCGCUUCCGGGUCCACAGGGUCAGAGCUAUAUUUGUCCUCAAUGUAGGGGGUUGAGGCAUCCAUUUGAUCUUUCCACCGGACUGAAUCUCUCCCAUGAGAUAUCAUUCUCGUUGGCCUCGAUACCCUCUGAAGUGCUGCCAAAUGCGACCGACUGCAGCUCCCCACUCCGUUCGCCUUCGGCUUUCCUCUCGACUUUCGAUGAAUCACCAGCCAUGUUACCCCACACUCCGGUAUAAGCGGCCUCAUACAGCAAACAACGCCUACGAUUAGGCUGCCUUCACCAGGUACUCUACGAGAAUUCGAAACAUAUAUUGACGCAUCCCUGAACCGGCACACACAAAGGGGCAUGAUGGAUCCACAAUCUUACCACACAUCCCUCGCCCACGUCCUUAGCAGACUUCGGCCCUUCUCAAAGGCUGUGGUCUUCACCGCUUUCGGCCCUCGGAAGCGCACCAGCACAUGUCAAAUGCAAAGAGGAUUCUGAUCGCCAUCUCACAUCAGCAGUCAGCACAGCACAGUCAAUCUCAAACAGACUGAUCCUUUGUGCCACAAACGCCUUCCAUCUCGCCAUUCGCCCUAUCUAGCCCCAUCCCCGACAUCUAUACAUCCCUGCAAACAAAGGGCGGUGUGUGGCUACAUGCGGCGCAAAUCGAUAUCGGAUCAGUGAAGGCAUGCUUUCAGAUUCCCAUACCGGUACACCAGGGCACGACAGACCCAUAUAUCAGCAGAGCUGACUGAGACUCGCUCCCUUCCCUCUUCAUCUCUUUACUCACUCACUUCUCACCUGCCAUUCAUUGGUGCUAGUAAUACAUUCAUUCACUUUUCAGCUCGGUAUCAAGCGUCCGGAUCUGUAGAAGAUGACUACCCCAGCAGCCAUGGCCUUCUCGGCCCUUGAGUCCCUCGCCGGUAUGCUCUUCAUGAUAUGGCAUACUUAUCACUAUGACCGCUGGAAGUGUCUUCUCUACACCAAGGAUGAAUGGUUCCGAGCUUUCAUGUGUCAUAUACUGUUUGGGUCUGUCAUGUGUCUACAAAUCUACACCUGGAUAGACGUGCAUGUUAUCUACGCCGAGUACUGGAUCUACUACCCCGCCUUGGAUGAGACCAUCGUCACCCCCUGGUCGCUGUACACGCCUGCGCACUAUAAGCUAUUCCGAACCAGUCUCUACUUUAUCACUGCCGGUUGGGGUUUCUUGCAGGGUGUGCAUCUUGAAGAAUUCCUCUACUGGGCCUACCUGAUCAAAUCCAUCAACACCCCCGGCGGACCACGAACCUCCUGGCUCCAUUCCGGCUUUUUCAAAGUCUGGGUCGGCCUCUUCAUCUCCUGUUUCGCCUUGUUGAUCGGCUCGGUGCAUAUCGAAGAGCAUGACUUGGAUUUAAUGAGGAGUUAUCUGUUCAUGGUCGGAAGUUGCAUGAGUCUUGUUUUGGCGUUCGCCUCUAUCGCUCUUUGUAUCGUCUUUCCCUCUUUCUUGCGAAACGUCAAACGCCAAGGCGCCUCCUUCGAAGUCCUCGAAAGACUGUACUUCUUCUCUGAAGUCAACGAAAUCAGGACAGUGUGCAGGAUCGUAUACAGUGUCUCUUUCUUGAUCCUCUCAGCGGAUGCCUUUACAACAAACCAGGCAAUCAACAGCAGUUCAUUCUGGUCUGACGCUUUUUACCUUUGUGGACAACUUGGUCUGUUAUCUGCUACCUGUCUCUCCGUGGUCAUCCUUCUUCCCAGAAAUAUGACUUCCGAAUCUGUCCCCACCCUCGCUCAAACCGACAACCAACCCAUGGUAGCCUAUCAGCGCCCUCAGCCCGACGGGUACUCGCCCCAACAGUUCUACGAACUCGGCGAGCGUCUCAACGUGGGGCACGAUGCCCUGGCUAUCGGUCUCGCUUCCCUCAACCCCAACAAUGCCGGCCAUAUGGGCGGCAAGGAAGGGUUCGAGAUGCAAGUCACUCCUCCCCUCCCCACGCACUCCCACAGCCAAGACAACAUCUCUUCAUACUCUGGCAACUCCUCCCAACGGACUCGUGUUGAUCCAGCCCCUUUUGCCGAGUCUGCCGACCGCUCAAAACUCACGUCUAGGUUGAGCGAGUUUGCUGGGGGUUACCUAGUGUGGUGGGGAGAUUCAAGAGCCCGUUCGAGGUGGGGAGCGCGGAGAGAAGAGGGAAGGAGGGGCCGACGGAGAUCUAUGUGAAGACGGUGAAAGAGGUGCACGAGGACGAUAUGGUUUAGCGCUGCUCUAGACUCGCCUUGUCCUUGUGAUCUUCUUACACUUUCUUUCGUUUCGGCCGCACGGGGUACCCUCUUCUGUGGGAUAUAGCUUUAUAUUAGAGGUCGGAUGGGCCUGGACUUUGUUUUGUUAGCCUCACAACAUUUAUAUUACCAACUUUCCCCUCUUCUACUUCUACACAGAACUUGCCAUGGAGAUG